Molecule: messenger RNA, 889 nt
Organism: Populus trichocarpa (black cottonwood)
Lineage: Eukaryota; Viridiplantae; Streptophyta; Magnoliopsida; Malpighiales; Salicaceae
Product: RING-H2 finger protein ATL38
Exons: 1
Coding region: 3-662 (219 amino acids)
Biological process (GO): protein ubiquitination
Molecular function (GO): ubiquitin protein ligase activity
Source: RefSeq, a predicted model, not a curated record
AGAUGCUCAUUUCAUCUUCCCCCUUUCUCUCUUCUUCUUCCUCCUCCUCUUCCCCUCUCUGCUUUUUACUUGUUUUCGUUCUCUCCUCUAGGGUUCUUCGUUUUCAGAUUCGUUGCUUAGCUACUGCUCUCUAUUGUUUGCAUUGGUUAAAUUUGAUGGGUUUUUUUGUAGAAGAGUCAGGGUUGAUAGUGACCCAUCUUUUAUACAAGGCAGCUCUUGUAUUAGCAGUCUUGAGAUGGGCCUUGGCUUGGGCUCUGAGAUUCAAAAACAGAACCCAUUUAGCCUCUCCCAGCAAUGAUUCUCUACGGCGAUCUCAUCCUGUUCCUUCUUCGCAGCAAAUUAGGGACGGUCUGAUCUUGACCACUUUCGGUGAUGUCACAGAGAGGAUGCCAGGAGUUUGUGACACAUGUGCUGUCUGCUUGAGCCAGCUGAGGGAUCAAGAUGAGGUCAGAGAGUUGAGGAAUUGCUGCCACGUGUUCCACAGGGAUUGCAUUGAUAGAUGGGUAGAUCACGAUCAUGAGCAUGAUGAGAAUCACAACACCUGCCCUCUGUGUAGGGCACCGUUGCUGACAACCUCGCAGAGCCUGGCUAGGACCAGGGCUGAGCCUAGUUGGGCUGUUGAGAGAAUUCUCUACCUCUUUGGGGAUGACUUGGUGAUGUGAUCAAGUCGUUGUUGCUCCCCUGUUUUCCACUCUCUCUCUCUCUUUUUUAAUUUUCCUCCUUUUUUUUCUUUUUAAAUAAUUGGUCGUGUGAAACUGAUUGUCAAGAAUACGUGGUGCUCAUUAUUGUAUUAGGAAAAGAAAUUAGGGCGAGUAGCCGUAGGAUCAAUUUUGUAUGGUCUCUUGGAGUUGUAUAUAUGUAUUUUACGGUCUCUGCCUUUCAACUGUUA